Trypanosoma cruzi is the source of this 738-nucleotide messenger RNA. RefSeq lists its product as uncharacterized. Gene Ontology annotation, cellular component: Golgi membrane; trans-Golgi network. Lineage: Eukaryota; Euglenozoa; Kinetoplastea; Trypanosomatida; Trypanosomatidae. The record is from RefSeq and is a predicted model, not a curated record. Gene Ontology annotation, biological process: Golgi to plasma membrane protein transport; protein localization to Golgi apparatus; Golgi to endosome transport. The coding region runs from base 1 to 738 and encodes 245 amino acids. The transcript has a single exon.
AUGCCGAUUCCACUGGGGGCGCCUCUUAGUGAUCCAAAGUUUGUGUUUCUUCAGAUUUUGCAUACCCUGAGCAUGUUUUUUAUCAUGCUUGGCGUCGUGCGCGUUGUGCUUGGUGUUCUUUCCCUGACUUUCAUUGACAGCAGCGCUCUCUCCGUCCCACUCUUCACCUCAUUGGGGUAUUGCUUUCAUGUGCCUCUCCGCUCUCUUUUUGCCGUGAGAGUAGAUGAUGUUUCCGACGGCUCCGCCAUGCGUUUCUUUCUUAUGCACUUGUUGACCGCAUGCUUUUUUUCAUGUCCGCUUGCUCUCACGAUUCAGCGUCGCAAGUUUGCGCUGGACUUCAUCUUCACAUUGUAUGCGAUGUACUACGUUUUUUGUUGCCUUGCAAGUUGGCGACUGACAGGAGGCGGGUUCGCGUGGUGGGUGUCGGUUCUCACGGGCUUCUGCGUUUUGUAUGGCUUGACCUUCUUUUUGUGUGGGCGGCGUGAGCUGCAGGACAUCUUCUUCCCGCUGCCCACGGCUCCAGCAGUAGCAGUUGGCGGUAGUGGCGGUGUUUGUAACGUCAGUAGCUCGGCUGGUGGUGGCGAUGGCGAUGUGAUGAUGGCAACGUUGGGAGCUGCGGUGGAAGCAAACGGGGUGGAUGUGGACGGAUGUUCCUUUUCGAACGGCUGCUCGUCACCGCGAACGGUGACAGAGGCGGUGUUGAUGGGCCCAGGCAGCGCCAGGAAGCGGCGGCAGUAG